AUGCUGGUGACAGCUUUAGGCAUGAUCGAGAGGGACACCUUCAUCCCGAUCUUGGAUGCCUACCCAGAACAGAAGAACCGGAUGUUGGAGGCCAUGAAGCUGUACAAGAACCCCAACGCCGAAGACUCUGAGGAGGACUCGGCGGACGGCGGCGCGGGCGCGGAGGGGCCCCACCACGAGGACGAGGCCUCGUCGGACUGCAACUCCGAGAUGGACGAACCAGACAUAUCUGACAUCGACGCGGGCUUCACACGCUCGGCGACGAUGAGCUUCGUCCGGACGGCGGCAACGAUACCGUCAAAGGAGCGGCCCUCGGCCCGGUCGACGGCGGACGCGGACGCGAGCACCCGGCGCCCAUCGGACCACAGCCGGGUCAGCAGCGGGAGCAGGAUCAGUGGCCUCUUCUUCCCGCGCGUUGGGCUCCUCGGUGGUGGCGCGGGGCCUCACGACAAGGCCGGCUUCGGCAACGGCGUGCCUCGCCGCAGGUCUGAGUCCAUCCUGCAGGACUCCGCCCGGGGGCCGGCGGCCGGCGCCCGGCGCCAAUCGGAGUUUCCCAACUUGCAGCACAAGGUCACCUUCGGCCGCAGCGAGGCCAGCGCCCUCCAGCAGGCGCGGGCGCGCGCGGACUUCGAGGAGAUGCGCGAGUCUCUGCGCCAGGGCCGCGUGCGUAGCGUUAGCGUGGCCUCCUCGACCCUGUCGUCGGACGAGGUCCUCGAGGGCUUCCCGCUGCAGGCCGACGUCCCCCUGGUGCCCUCCCGCAACGGCCACGGCGCGCAGCUGCAGCUGCCCCCCGCGGCGCCGCCGCGCCGCAGCGCCCGCGACCCGAGCCCCGCGGCGCCCCUCGGCCGCGGGGCCUCGAAGCCGCGGAAGUCCCUCGCCCUGCUGGGCGCCCCGGCGCAGGGCAGGCUCGUGCGCCCCGCCGGCGUCGGGCUGCCGGCGGCCAGCAGGGCGCCCGAGGCCUCCGCCCUGGCGGGCGCCCUCGCGGAGGACGGCGGGAGGUUCUGCCAGCUGGCCGGCGCGCUCCUGGAGCGGAUGGAGGACCUGACCCAGCAGGUGCACGCCGUGCAGCUGUCCCUCGCGGAGCUCCGGGGCGGGCCGGCGGGCGCUGCCGGUGCCCAGGCAGAGCCGGCGCGGAGGCUCACCUGCCGCGGCUCGCGCCCGCGCGCGGAGGCGGACUGAGGGCGGCGCCGCCCCACACCCUCUCCGGCCGGGGUGCUGCCAAGAGGUGCCCCCGGCCCCGGGUGGCCCCCCCUGCCUCUUCCUCCUCCUCCUCCUCCUCCUCCUCCUUUUGGCCCUCUUCCCCCUCCUGGCCCCCCCCGCCCCACUCUGGGAGCAUCCGCGUGCAGGUUCCUCCGCCUUCGAUCCGCGGGGGCCGCAGCGCUGCUCCGUCCGCAGGGGGGGCGCCAGCCCUCCGCGAGCAGGCACGUGUGUGUGGGCCGAGGCGGCGCCGAGGAGCGGUGCGCACGCUCUCCGGGCCCUGUCGCGAGGAGCUGCCCCACAGUCGGCCCGGCUCAGUGGGUCGGCCCCGCCCACUCGAGGGUGCUCCUGUGGCCUCUGCAUCGUCCUUUUGGGGUACCUUCCUGCUCACCCUGCCCUGCGCCUGCUCAGUUCUCCACGAAUUCGCGUGCAGGGGCGCUCGCGAUCAAGUCGCCGCGCCGUGACGUGUCUAUACUGGCUCCGUGCCGCACCUCUCCGCCCGGGCUCUCGCUACCAAA
Molecule: messenger RNA, 1715 nt
Organism: Prorocentrum cordatum
Lineage: Eukaryota; Dinophyceae; Prorocentrales; Prorocentraceae
Source: the annotation of a GenBank genome assembly